Drosophila persimilis is the source of this 1064-nucleotide messenger RNA. RefSeq names its product serine protease grass. Lineage: Eukaryota; Metazoa; Arthropoda; Insecta; Diptera; Drosophilidae. Gene Ontology annotation, molecular function: serine-type endopeptidase activity. The transcript has 4 exons. The record is from RefSeq and is a predicted model, not a curated record. Gene Ontology annotation, biological process: proteolysis. The coding region runs from base 1 to 1038 and encodes 345 amino acids.
AUGAAGAACCUAGUAGCGAGUAUAUUAAUAUUAGCUUGCUUGAUCGUUUGCCAGUCGGGAUCUGCACAAUUUCUGGAGCAGAACUGCGGUGUUCGCGCAGGAUCGGAAAGUUUGCUGAAGCCGAAAAUAAUUGACGGCUCUAAUGCGGAAAUAACUUCGAGUCCCUGGAUGGCAUAUUUGCAUACGUCUCCGGACUUUGUGUGUUCCGGGACGCUCAUUCACAAUCAGUUCGUGCUGACUGCUGCGCAUUGCAUUCGUGAUAGAGAAACGCUAAAGGUUCGCCUGGGAGACUACAACAGAAGGACAAGUACUGACUGCUCGGAAGCAGAAGCGGGCUGCCUUCCUCCAGCUGAAGAGUAUGACGUUGAUAUGGCCAUCAAAAAUCGUUUUUACAACAGAAAUGUGCAUCCGAACGAUAUAGGACUGCUGCGACUGGCGCGAAAGGUCCAGUUCAAAAUGCACAUUCGACCAAUCUGUCUGAUCAUGGAUCCGAGGGUAACCCCUACGGUGGAGACACUUUCCUGGUUCACUGCCACUGGCUGGGGCAAAACCAGAAGUGGUAGCACCAGCGCCGUUCUUCAGACAAUCACCUUGGACCGGUACCGUCGGAACGUGUGCAAUGACCAAUUCAGAGUAUCGCUGGCAACGAAUCAGUUCUGUGCCGGACACCGCACUGGCAACCUCUGCAACGGUGACUCCGGCGGGCCCUUGGGUAGAGUGGUAAAGUAUCAGGGCCUGGAGCGCUACGUCCAGUUCGGGAUUGCCAGCUACACCACCCGGAACUGUGUCGGCCCUUCUGUCUACACGGGUGUGGUCAGUCAUGCAGAGUGGAUCGCGCGUGUCAUAAAGCUGUUCAACAAUCCUGCUCCCACCAAUAAUCUACUAUCUAGCCAGAAAUUGGAAGGUCAAAAAACUAAUCCACUAUCCAGAAAGAAUUUGGAAGGAGAACGUCCAACCAGUGAGGAUUCAGAUGCCCAGAAAUCGGAAGAAGAAGCUCGCAAUAGUACCGAUAUAGUGGCCCAGAAUUCACUUUAUUAAUUUUUCUGAAAAAAUUCCAUUUGUAC